AUUUUUUUACUCGUGACAGGGCAAAACAAAGAAAGUUAUGUCGUCAUGACGAUAUGCAAAAUCAGCACGUGAUAGAAGACUAAAAAACCAAAGCAACCAGGAAAUCGUUCAUUAUUGCCUCCCUCUACAGACGACCAAAAGUGCAGCUGCAAAGGCCAUGAUGCUCCAGAUCUUGCUGUUGGUUGUGUGUUGUAGCACAGCACUGGCCUAUUUCAGCACCAACCUAGACCAGCACUGGGAGCUGUGGAAGAAGACCCAUAAAAGGUUUUACUCCAGUAAGGAUGAGGAGCCUGGAAGGAGGGAGUUGUGGGAGAGAAACCUUGAACUUAUCACCCGUCACAACCUGGAGGCUUCCAUGGGUCUGCAUUCAUAUGAACUGGGCAUGAACGAAAUGGGUGACAUGACAGCUGAGGAGAUUCUGGAGUCAUUAGCCUCGACUCGUGUCCCUCCUGACUUUAAAAGGCAAAGAAAUUCUAAAAGCUCUUCUAGACUUUCUGUCCUGUCUAAAACUCCUGUCCCAGACUCUCUGGACUGGAGAGAAAAGGGAUAUGUCACCAGUGUAAAGAACCAGGGUGCAUGUGGUUCAUGUUGGGCGUUCAAUUCUGUCGGGGCUCUUGAAGGUCAGUUGAUGAAAACCACAGGAAAGCUGGUGGACCUCAGUCCUCAGAAUCUGGUGGACUGUUCCUCCAGUUACGGCAACAAGGGCUGCAAUGGCGGUUUUAUGAGUUCUGCCUUCCAGUAUGUUAUUGAUAAUGGGGGAAUAGAUUCCGAGUCAUCAUACCCUUAUGAAGGAGUGCAAGGGCAGUGCAGAUACAAUCCAUCCCAGCGUGCAGCAAACUGCACCAAAUACUAUUUUGUCAGUCAGGGAGAUGAGGAGGCCCUGAAGCAGGCUGUUGCCAACGUCGGACCCAUUUCAGUGGCCAUCGACGCCACCCGCCCUCAGUUUAUCCUGUACCGUAGUGGAGUUUACAAUGAUCCAUCCUGCACCAAAGAUGUAAACCAUGGAGUUUUGGUUGUGGGAUAUGGUACGAUGACUGGACAGGAUUUUUGGCUGGUCAAAAACAGUUGGGGUACUGGAUUUGGAGAUAGUGGCUACAUCCGUAUAGCCAGAAACCAGAACAACAUGUGUGGCAUCGCCUCGUAUGCCUGCUAUCCAACUAUGUAGCAGAAAUCCUUUUAAAGAUAUGAAUAUAUCAAAAUAAGAUUCAAGAUUUCUUGUUUUAGAAUCUCUUGUCUUAAUUGUAAAUGUGUUAAAUAUGUUUUCUCCCAACUCAGUUGUCUUAAACAUUGUCUUAAAAAUGCCCUAAUAUGCAUGUCUUAAAUAAAAUGAUCAAUAAAUGCAAAUUUUUAGCUCACUGA
Messenger RNA from Puntigrus tetrazona (Sumatra barb), 1359 nucleotides. Its product is annotated as cathepsin S-like. Lineage: Eukaryota; Metazoa; Chordata; Actinopteri; Cypriniformes; Cyprinidae. Gene Ontology annotation, biological process: immune response. Gene Ontology annotation, cellular component: lysosome. The record is from RefSeq and is a predicted model, not a curated record. The coding region runs from base 158 to 1165 and encodes 335 amino acids. The transcript has 8 exons. Gene Ontology annotation, molecular function: cysteine-type endopeptidase activity.